AUGUCUCGACCAAAAAUAAAAGCAGUCUUUUUCGACUUCAUGGGCACAUGCCUCGACUGGCACAGCAGCGUAGUGGAAGCGCUACCCGCAGCAAUUCCCAAGGAUGAAGCCUCAAAGUUUGCGCUAGAAUGGCGUAGACAAUACUUCCUAGAAACUACCAAACGCGUCAGCGAAAACCUCCACCCAGAAGACAUCGACAUCACCCUUGCCCGCACCCUGGAUACUCUCCUCAACCAGUCACCCGACCACAAACCGCACUUCGACGUGAAGACCAAGAACCAAAUAAUCGAAGCAUGGCACUCGCAAAAAGCAUGGCCCGAGGUUUCCGAUGCAAUCAAUAGUCUUCGUCAAGAUCUCGGUCUGGAAGUCUUCGUUCAUGCGAACGGUACGACGCGGCUCCAGUUAGACUUGACUCGGUCUUCCGGAUUAGAGUUCAAUAUGCUGUUUUCUAGUCAGCUGCUAGGUGCUUACAAACCUCGCCCGGAGGCUUAUGAGAAGGGGUUGGAGCUUGUGAAGCUUCGGCCCGAGGAGGUGGUUUUGGUUGCUGCACAUGCUUAUGAUUUGCGGGGCGCACAGAAGUGUGGAUUGAGGACUGUGUAUGUUCAUCGGUGGACUGAUGAUAUUGAUGAAGAUAUGGAGCUGGUGAAAACCGAGUUUGAUGUGUUUUUGGAGGAUAUGAACGACCUUGCUGGUGCCAUUAGGGGAUUAUGA
This is a messenger RNA of Penicillium hordei, 711 nucleotides long. Its product is annotated as Haloacid dehalogenase type II. Bases 1 to 711 code for a protein of 236 amino acids. The transcript has a single exon. Gene Ontology annotation, molecular function: hydrolase activity, acting on halide bonds, in C-halide compounds. Lineage: Eukaryota; Fungi; Ascomycota; Eurotiomycetes; Eurotiales; Aspergillaceae. The record is from RefSeq and is a predicted model, not a curated record.